This is a messenger RNA of Darwinula stevensoni, 709 nucleotides long. The record is from the annotation of a GenBank genome assembly. NCBI's taxonomy places the organism in Eukaryota, Metazoa, Arthropoda, Ostracoda, Podocopida, Darwinulidae.
GCUUAACAAAAGCAGAGCUCAUGGUGCAUUUGACCGUCUACGAUGUGAAGAGGCUGGAGUUGUAUGCUAAGAAUCUGGCUGACUAUCAUUUGUGCAUGGACUUGCUGCCUGCAUUGGCUCGUGUGUAUUUCCUCAAUCAAAUGGGUGAUGUCCAUCUGAGUCCCGUUCAAGCGGGGAUUCUGAUGGGACUGGGACUCCAGCAUCGAACUGUAGACGCCCUGGCCAAGGAGUUUGAGAUUCCAGCAACACAGCUUCUGGGUCUGUUCAACCGUAUUGUUCGCAAGAUUCUCACCUUCCUCAAUGGGGUGCUGGAGAAGGACCUGGAAGAGGCCCUGUCUCGCGUGAAAGAGCCAGAGAUGCAACCCCUAGCCCUUAGCCUAGACCAGGAACUCAAGGAUGCUGAGAAGGAGUUGAAGGAGAAACAAGGGAAGAAAUUGGCCAAUCUCCAGCUUGGGAGCCUUGAGCAGUUCAAGAUAAAGGGAUCAGAAGACGACUGGGAAUCUGUCCUCGGCAGCAAACACUCUGGAAUCGUCUCUGUCAAAAGUGGGGUCAAGAGGGCCUUGGGAAAUGACACCAAUGGACUUGGACUUGGAAACAUAGAGAAGACCAAGAAGAAGAAGAAAUUUAAGCCAAACCGAGGGAAAGGGAAGAAGAGAUGAAGUUCAAGUCAUGAAUUGUUUUUGAACUCCUGAACCAUGUUUCAUGUUGC